This is a messenger RNA of Symbiodinium necroappetens, 249 nucleotides long. The record is from the annotation of a GenBank genome assembly. Lineage: Eukaryota; Dinophyceae; Suessiales; Symbiodiniaceae.
GCUGGGAGCUAGCUGUUGCGGCCAUUUCGCACUCUUCCUGGCGGUGCUGGUGCUGGCACUGGGCAUGUCCGAGAGCUACGUGAAGCGCCAGAUUGUGGCGCUGGCUGUUCUUCUGUCGGGCUGUGGUCUUGGCUACAUCUGGAGCGCUCCAGGUCUCUUCCACUCGUCUCUUUGUUUUCUGCUCCUGUGGUUCUUGACAAAGUGCAUCGAAGGCUCGUGGAGCAACCAUUUCGUGGCCAUGCUAGCCAC